AUAUAAACAGACCAUAAAACUAGAACAAUUUACCAUAAAGAAGAAACAUAAUAACACACUACCUUUUCUGGAUUAUGGCCCAGAAAUUAUGAAAUGCGAGGUACACAAAAACUUGUGGUUCAGAUGAUACACCAACUGAGUUGCUCAAAACUAAUAGAGAAUGAUAACAUAAAAGUAGUAGUAAGACUUUUUAAUUCUAUAUAUAACACCGGAGUGAUUCCCGCAGAUUGGCUCAAAUCCAUCUUUGUCACAAUACCUAAAAAACACAAUGCGAGAAAAUGCUCAGAAUAUCGAUUAAUUAGCCUAAUGAGCCACACUCUUAAAAUUUUCCUCAGAAUACGUCACAAAAGAAUUAGACGCAAAUGCGAAGAAGAUCUUGAAGAUACCAAUUUUGUUUUAGAAAUGCUAUGGGAACCAGGGAGGCACUUUUUGCAUUUAACAUCCUGUUAAAAAAAUGUCGUGACCAAAGAAAAGAUGUAUUUGCAUGUUUCGUGGACUUUGAAAAGACAUUCGAUAAAGUACAGCAUGUAA
Messenger RNA from Diabrotica balteata, 531 nucleotides. NCBI's taxonomy places the organism in Eukaryota, Metazoa, Arthropoda, Insecta, Coleoptera, Chrysomelidae. The record is from the annotation of a GenBank genome assembly.